GGUCCAGAAGAGGACACCUGGUGCCCGCAGGAGCCCCAGCUGAGGCUCAUCCUGGUUGGGAGAACCGGGGCCGGGAAGAGCGCCACUGGCAACAGCAUUCUGGGCCACAGGCGCUUCCUUUCCAGGCUCGGAGCCACAUCUGUGACCAAGACCUGUGCCUCUGCCAGCCGGCGGUGGGCCAGGUGGCACCUGGAAGUCAUAGACACCCCUGACAUCUUCAGCGCCCAAGUGGACCAGACAGACCCCAAGUCCUUGGAGCGAGGUCGCUGCUACCUGCUGUCAGCCCCAGGGCCACACGUGCUACUCCUGGUGACACAGCUGGGACGCUACACUGCCCAGGACAGGGAAGCAUUCAGGAAGAUGAAGGAGCUGUUCGGUGAGGGUGUGGUGGCGCGGACCGUCGUCAUCUUCACCAGGAAGGAGGACCUGGCCGGUGGCUCCCUGCAGGAAUAUGUGCGUUGCACGGACAACGUGGCCCUGCGAAAGCUGGUGGCGGAGUGCGGGGGCCGCGUCUGCGCCCUAGACAACCGAGCCACCGGCAGCGAGCAGGAGGCCCAGGUGCAGGAGCUGCUGGGCCUGGUCGAGGGUCUGGUGAGGGAGCUCGGGGGCGCACACUACACCAACCAGGUGUAUGGCCUCGUGCAGGCCCUGCGAGGCGCAGACCUGGAGGAGAGGCUCCGCAGGGUGGCGGAGGAGGUGGAAGCCCGAAUGCAGAGGCCCCGGGGGACCUGGCUGCUGGCAAGGCUGUGGCAGUGGCAGAAGUCCCAUAAGGCCUACUGGAAACGGGGCAUGGUCGUCCUGUUGGGUGUCACCCUCCUGGUCUACGUGCUGUUUUAUAGGUGUCAGCCAGAGGCCAUUGGUGAUCUGAAUGACAGAUAGUUCCAGGCCUUAAAAACUUGGCCAAGAACUGAAUGCUUAGGGCUGAAUAGGAAAAUGAAAACAUCGUUCCUGCAUUUUUUACUCAAGCUUUAGUGACAGCUUUGCAAAGUCUCAAAGUUCACUUUUCAGUGUGUAAGUCUCAACUUUUAACUAGAUUUACAGUGUUUUCAAAUAAAUUUCCCUGAUUUAAAACUUCCUUAAGACAUUUUGAACACCUUAGUGUAGCAUCCUCCCUCUCUUGAAAAAGAGUGAAAUGACUGGCAGCUUGUAGUGGGGACAAACUCAUGGCACAGGGGACAGCAUUUUCAUUUAAUUGAGACUAACCUUCCUUGAUAAUUUUCUAUUCUAGUGUGUGUUCCUUUGCUAUCUUGUAGACGUUUAUCAGCCAUGAAAGGACGUCCAGGUCCUUCACGUUAGUGCUUACUUCUGACACACCUGAUCAGUUAUUAGUUAAGAUGAUUUACUACCAGACAGGUGAAUAUAACUACCGAAAAUAACAGUUUCCAGUUUCUAGUAGGUAUUAUGGUUCCUGCUUUUGCAAAAUAAAGCAAAAUGAGGUGUGUGUGUGUGUGUGGACAGGGUCUUGCUAUGUAGCCCAAACUGACCUUGAACUCACCAGGUGGCCAGGCUGCCUCAAAC
This is a messenger RNA of Castor canadensis (American beaver), 1518 nucleotides long. Lineage: Eukaryota; Metazoa; Chordata; Mammalia; Rodentia; Castoridae. The record is from RefSeq and is a predicted model, not a curated record.